AUAUAGAGAAGAUGAAUCUGGAGGAAAGAGGUUACUGGUGGACGAGCUACGUUAGCUCUACUUUAUCAGCCAGCGGCUGCACUCGGAUGAUCUCUGGACUCACAGAUUGAGCAACACCACAUCAAGAGGCAGGCAGCUCCAAAAUAAUCAUUGCGAAACAAGGGCAGGGUAGCAGGAAGACGUGAAUCACAGAGAGUCAAAAGAAAAGCAAAGUUGUGGGACAGCCUGAAUAGGGAGAGCAGCAGCUUUAAAAGAGUUCAACAUUGAUUCAGGGCUCUUUUAGGCACAAUGGUGGACAGAGGAUUGUGUCUGAGGUUUUGGGGAGGAGUAUGAAAGAUUUGAAAGGUCUUGGGAGGGAGGGGGGUCAGAGGCACGGGUCCGGUAGAGGGUAAUUGUGGUGACAGCCAGUGCAAGGGGACGAGGACUCAUGUGAGACACAGAGGAAUUUAAAGGUAAAAGACAAGGAGAGGGACUGGCAAACCCAGAAACUGGACUUCAGUAUGGGUGUGAAGAGAAAGGCUGCUGCAGCUAUCUUAGUCCUGCUGCUGUUCCUCGGCUCCAUGUGGCUGCAGGGAGGUUUGGAUUACCAGUGGGAAUCCUGUUUGAAAGGUUAUAAUCAGGAGAAUAAGAUUCACCAGCUGUCCAACAGCAGUGGGGCCGAUGGGGCUGAGGGUCUGUCGGUCCUGGACGAGUGCCCUGGUCAGACCUUCCAGGUGUCAUUGCUGCUCACCCACCUGUCGGCAGCGCAGGCCGACACCUCGGACGUGCUGCUGCAGCCCUAUCUGUCCAGCUGGGAUGAGCUAGUGAGAUUCAUGGAAGCUCUUGGCCCGAUGGUGGGACUGAUAUCUAAAGAGAUAGAAACCAAGACCUCCAUUAUUCGCCAAUUGGCCCUUUUGUCGGAUGGGAAUCCUGAGGCAGAGCUGGGCCCGGAUUUAAACUCAAUCAAUUCAGCAAUCACAGAGGCCGGGACGAGGAACAAUGUCAAGGCCUCAGAGCACGUAGAUGCUUACCGCUCUGUGCGCUCCAUGAUCUUGGUGGAGCUGGACCGAGGCGUGGUGGACUUCGAGCACCAGACAGACUCUGGAUGCCGGACUCUUCUGCGUCUGCAUCGGGCCCUGCUGUGGCUGAAGCUCUUCUUGGAGAAGCUGGCAGAGAGGCCAGUGUCCGGCCGCCUCAGGACCCCCUCGGACCUGUGUCGCGAGGCCUAUAAGAGCACACUAGCCAAACACCACACCUGGUUUGUGCGGAAGGCAGCCGAGCUUGCCUUCAUUGCCAUGCCAGAGCGGGGUUUCUUCUACAGGCUGGUGUGCGUGCAGGACCAGGAGGAGAUGAGCUUGAUGCUGAGAAGAGUGGUUCAGGCCAUCGGAGAGGUUUAUGACAGGACUGAGAAAGCCCUGGAGGACAAUAACAUGCUAAACUUGCCAUAGAAGAUGGGACUAUCAGAUUGGACAUAGAGCCUCUACAGCUGUUUCACAAUGUUUUGCACUGUUCUCAUAGUUUCUCGUCUGGCAACUAAUUAGGUCUUGAAACGAGGAAACAAGAUUGGUCUUGAUUUAUUUUCAGUAAGUGCCAUUUAUUCUUCCCAUCUCACAUAGCAACAUUUUAGUGUUUGCCACAAUUAAGCCACAGCAGUACCGCAAUUGGUUUUGUUUGGGCCAUAUUCAACAUUUACCACAUGGGCCAAUUAUUAUAAAGUGGAGCAGGAACUAGACCCAAGCGCAAGAUUUUCAAAGUAAAAUGAAGGUUUGCAGAUUUUUACACAGUGAAGGAUUCAGGCAAAGAUGCGUUGUACUUGUUGUGGCGUGCUGCGUGGUGUGGCACGGCACGGGGCCGUUUUUUUUGUGAUCAGCAGGUGACAGCCAAAGAACAAGAAGCCGGUCUUCAGGCAGACUGAAUGUGCCGAUGACCUAACAGACAGGCAGGCAAUGUCCAGCAAGUGAAGCUAACCGGCUGGCAGGUUGGUACACGUGGAGCGUAACCGGACAGAUUAACAAACAUAGGCAGCGCCCAGAAUGAAACCAAUACUGAUAGACACUACCGCUUAGUCAUACUUUAUUAUCUUAUGAUGACUAGAUUGUAUUCCAAGGUGUUUAUACAGCAACGGGUGUUCAGUGGACGUGAGCUGCAGGUGUGCCAGGGACCUGCGGGGAGAUACGCGCCCAGACCUGCCAUACCGAUCACACAGACCCAUCCCAAGCAUGACUCACCAAUCACAAUACACACACAUGCACACACUCACACACACAAACACACACACACACACACACACAAACACAUACAGGGUUGGGAGGAGCAGCCGUCAAACCACUUUAGUUUAACAUCCGGAUUAUACUUUGGCCUCAUGUUUGCCAAGAAACCGCCAUAUUUGUUUUGUGAUACUCUGACCAAGUUUGCUUCUUAUCAAGUCGGCCACUUUAGGCACACAUUCCUUUUGUCCGGGCCACAAGAAGGCCAGAAGUGCCGGGUUCAUUGCCUGAAGUGACCCAAAACCGUGUGCCAUCUGCGAACCAAAGUGCUGUUUCAACAAUCAAGACAAUCAGUAAACAAAGCCAGUUCACUGUGAACCACGACAUUCCUCAUCAAAAAAAAGAAAAAAACACCUCUGGACUUGUUCUCACCUCAGAGGGAGUGGAAGGCAGCGGAUAAUGUUUUUAGGCCUGCUACAGACCGAAUAUGAAUUAUUUAAUAAGCUGCUGUGCACGCUACCAUGAACACAAUUACUUCCACUGUAACACUGAGGAGCUGAUUCUGUCAUGGACUGUACGGUUUAUGUUUUUGUGCCAAACCCCGUCCAUAUGUGAUUGGUAAUUUUUAUGUUUGUACAUUUCAAAUGUUGUUGAAAAUGACUGCUGUUUUGAUUGGGGUUAAAUCUUGGAGAGUUAUUUGCUACCUCACAAUGAGCUAGGUUUAAACGCCUUGUAGACGGAACAAAUCUGGGACCAAUCCAGCCAGAUCGAGUUGUGUUACAUGAAAGAAUAAAAUCCAAUUUAGAGUACGCAGGAAGUUUUUGUAUGGUGCUCAGAAUAAUUAAACAUCUAUAAAAUAAAUAAGACAGACUGCAAGUGCCUGUUUUAUGACAUAGUCCGGUAAUAUGAUAACUUUGACAUUCAAAUGCCACUAAGCUGUUGUGUAACACUGUCCAGCAGAGGAACCGGUGCUCUGCUAGUCUUAUCUUUCAUUACAACAGGGUGGACAUCAUCUAUUUGACACGCACUCUACCUGCACAUGUAUGCUCAAAGUGGUGCAAUGGCACACAAAAUUAUUUUUAGAAGACUUUCCCCCUUAUAAAGUCCUGUCUUAGGGAUAUUUUACAUAUCAAAUGUUCAAUAUUAGAAAUCUCCUGAUUUGGAGCAAAUGAAGAGGAUACAAAUUAUACAUGAUCAUACAAAAUUGAACCUUUGAGGGACGUGGUUAGAUGUAUGUGCAAAUAUCAGUCACUGGCACUGCUCUUGAUCAUGAACUAUUUUAACCCCAUAAAAACCUCUAAUGCUACGUAAUCCCGGCUCUCUCCCUUUUUCCUGGACUGCGCUCUCUCUUUCUGAGGAGAAGAAAGGAGAGAUAAAGAUAGAGCCCGAGGGCACGGAGUGAGCAGGAGACAGGAGGCGGUUGAAGGUCAGUGCGCAGCAAUACUCCUUGGCCUUAAUCUUGUCAAGCAGUUUGGGAGCUAGACUAUUUGUAAAGCAGCUCCCAAAGGGACAAACUUUCCAACCUGAGCCAGGAUUCAUAUAUUUCAGAGCUCGGACCGAUCUAUAUGUUUGCCAUUGAACAAAUAGCAACAAGAAAAAGAAGAAGACUGUAAUCUGUGACCUUUGUCCCAUGAUAUGUGUCGGAAGAUGACGUGUUGCUGGUAUUUCCAGUACGUCUCCACUUCUGCAUUGAUAAAAUAAGCUAUAGAGAUUUUUCACUCAUAUAGGGGAUAAAUCAUCCCUAUCUCUAUCAAUUCACACAGAUAGAGAGACCUCGACUCUUUUGUCUUUCAGCACUUCUGUCUGCACAGGUCAUCACUGGUGACCUCUGGCGUUGUAGGCUGCGAGGAUUACGGUGAAUGAGAUUACAUCAGAUUCCAUCUGACGUAACCUUUGACACAGGCUGACUGGUUUCUUUUUCUGUCCCCCUGCCUACUGCGUGCACUGCACGUGACAACGUUUUGAUUUACGAUAUAAAGAUGAGAGACAUAGAGACAAAGAUACAUUUUUGAUUUCCCUUAAAUGACAUUUAUUUAUUUCUCUAUCUUGGUUUGCAGUAAACAUGAGCAAAAAUAUACAUACAAUAAGAGCAAAACAUAAAGAAUCCAGAAUAGAAUUAUCAUCCUUUUUCGGGCGAGAGUAUUCCUUUCUUGAACACCACAGUCUUAGGCAAUGAUAUGAUGUAAGAUGAGGUGAUAAGAGAGGGGGGACUGGGGUUUUGUGAUAUAAUUUCUUAAUUAAAACAUGAAUAUCUAUUUUU
Platichthys flesus (European flounder) is the source of this 4446-nucleotide messenger RNA. RefSeq names its product glycolipid transfer protein domain containing 2b (gene gltpd2b). The record is from RefSeq and is a predicted model, not a curated record. Bases 501 to 1427 code for a protein of 308 amino acids. Gene Ontology annotation, biological process: intermembrane lipid transfer; ceramide transport. Gene Ontology annotation, cellular component: cytosol; membrane; cytoplasm. NCBI's taxonomy places the organism in Eukaryota, Metazoa, Chordata, Actinopteri, Pleuronectiformes, Pleuronectidae. The transcript has 4 exons. Gene Ontology annotation, molecular function: ceramide 1-phosphate binding; ceramide 1-phosphate transfer activity.